UCCAGCAUGACUGCCAGUUUUUAACAAGUAAAACCAGACGUCACCAGUGUGGUAACAGUUUGUAGUGUUGUCAGUACAUUUGUUCAUAUCAUGUCACUUCCUCACAUUCAACUACACCCAGAGGUGAAGAGUUUACUUGCGAAAUCGUUCUGUCAGAAUAAAAGUGAGGAUGCAGACGUAAACGAGAAAUUUGUGUCUCUACUCAAAUGGCUUGGAGUACCACCUGCAUAUACAACUUUACGAAUGAACACUCGAUGUUGUCCAGUCGAUAAUAUCAUCCAGCAACUUGACUCUGUUCUACAGCAGCAAUGUCGGGAAAGAAAGAUGGAAGUGUUUGAAAUGUUCCAGCACCCAGCCUUGAAGGACUGUGUUGUAAUCUCAAACAGGGGAGAUAACACCAUGCUACAACCUGUGGAGAAGGAGGUGAUUGUUGAUUUCCUCUGUGGAAUGUCAGUUCUUCGAGGGGCUGACGUCUUCAUUCAGGGGAUCAUGGGAGCUCCAACAAGUAUGCAGAAAGGCGACAUGGUAUCUGUGUACUCGGACGUUGAUGGUCUGUGUCGGAAAGGAUUCACACAGACGUUCAGAGAUAACAAAGUCUUUGUGGGGAACGGUAUCACACAAAUAAGCCGGGAAGAUCUCUUCUGCUCGGCCAAGAGCUUGAGUGGUGUGGGCAUAACAAUGACGCAGCCUCUCUAUGAAGCUCCGGUUCUAACCGACGUCCUCCCCAACCUCGUGUUCGCUCAGAAUCUACCAUCCAUCGUAUGCUCUCACGUCCUUGACCCACAGCCAGGGGAGAUAAUCCUAGACAUGUGUGCUGCUCCAGGUGGAAAAACAAUUCAUAUUGCAACUCUAAUGGACAACAGAGGUCGUGUGGUUGCAUUUGACAAGACAUCCCAGAAGGUUCAGAAAGUGUUGGACAAUGCCUCCAGGUGGGGUGUUACGUGUGUCCAGGCGUACUGUUUUGAUGCUAGGAAAGCUGUUGACAUCUCUGCUGAUGUAUCUGGUGCACCCCCAUACCCACGGGCCACAUUUGACCGGAUUCUGCUAGACGCUCCAUGCAGUGCGCUAGGUCAGCGACCAGCCAGCAGGAACCGACUUAAAGUGAACGAUCUACUGUCGUAUCCACGCUACCAGAGAAAACUCUUCUAUUCAGCAGUGGAGUUGCUAAGACCUGGUGGAGUUCUGGUGUACAGCACGUGUACCGUGACUCUCGAUGAGAAUGAGGGACAGGUGGCAUGGGCACUGGAAACAUUUCCGUGUUUAAGUCUCGUCAAACAGAAGAUGCAUCUUGGCGGGCCAGGAUUUCCAGGAAGUGACCUUAAGAAAGAUGACCUUCACCUUGUCCAGAGAUUUGACCCCUCUGCUUUAUCAUUGUCAGAAACUGCAACAUGUGAUACAGACACUAUUGGCUUUUUUAUUGCCAAAUUCAUAAAAAAAUAACACAAGACAGUGCAAUCUAAAUAUUGUAGAACCUCGUAAAUCUUUGUGCUUGAUAUUCUCAUUUAAAAAGUAUUAAAAUUAUAUAUUAUA
Messenger RNA from Gigantopelta aegis, 1530 nucleotides. RefSeq names its product tRNA (cytosine(72)-C(5))-methyltransferase NSUN6-like. Gene Ontology annotation, biological process: RNA methylation. The record is from RefSeq and is a predicted model, not a curated record. Bases 91 to 1440 code for a protein of 449 amino acids. Gene Ontology annotation, molecular function: methyltransferase activity; RNA binding. NCBI's taxonomy places the organism in Eukaryota, Metazoa, Mollusca, Gastropoda, Neomphalida, Peltospiridae. The transcript is spliced from 11 exons.